AUGUCACAAACUAAUGGUAUUACUACGGCUACUAUAACUAAUAAUAAAAUUAACAUUAAUGAUAUUAAUAAUAACAAUAAUGAUAGUGAAUUAGAAAUUUUACAAAAUCUUCAAAUAUUAGUUCCUGCUAUAAAAAAUAAUUUAAUAUUAGCGUCUCAACAAUUUACACAGUUUAUUAAUUAUGCAGAAGAUUUUAAUAAACUUUCGUCAACAAUUCGAUUAAUGCAAAUAAAACAAGAAAACCUCGAAAGAGAAUUAGAACAAUAUCGAAAAGAUCGAAAUGAUAUUGAAAAACAAUUUGAAAUAAAUGCUGAUAAUCGUAUUUAUCUUGAUGUUGGUGGUCAACAUUUUACAACAACAGGUAAAACAUUAACACAACGAACAAAUUCAAUAUUUUUUCAAACUCUUAUUAAUGAAAAAUGGAAUAUAAAUACAAAUUCUAUUGAUAAUCCAAUUUUUAUUGAUCGUGAUGGACGUUUAUUUGGUUUUAUUCUUCAAUAUCUUCGAACAGGUGAAUUAAAUAUUGAAGAUAAAAAAAUACAAAAAGAAUUAUUAACAGAAGCUAAAUAUUAUAAAUUAAAAAAUUUAGAAGAUGAAUUAAAUUCAAUGUUAAGAAAAGAUGAAUUAUUUAUACCUGUUAAUUCAUUUGAUGCUAUUAAUCAAUCACCACCAUGUAGUCCAUUAUCAACAAUUAACAGAUCACGUUCAUCACCCUUUUCACCUACAUUAUUAUGUAAUAGUAUAACACGUCUAUCACCUUUAAAUCAACCUAUAUCAUCAAAGUCAAAAAUUCAUCCAGCUCAAACAGCAUCAUCAUGGAGAUCAAGCUUACCUACAGAAAAUCGUUUAAAUAUUUUUCUUGGAAGUACUUUAUUAACUACUGAAUAUGAAGAAAAGCUAAUUGAAUUUAUAGGGAAUGAUAUUCAACAACAACAACCAUGGCGUUUAAUUUAUCGAGCCAGUGAACAUGGUUUUGAUGCCGCUGAUUUUCAUCGUUGUUGUGAUUCAUUUGCACCUACAGUAUCAAUUAUUCAAACAGAUUUUGGAAAUCUUUUUGGUGGUUUUACAUCAAUACCUUGGAGUUCAGCAAACUUACGAUCUGAUCAGGCGGAUCCAAAAGCAUUUCUAUUUACAUUAAAAAAUACAUUAAAUAUUCCACCAACAAAAUUUCCUACACCUUAUGCUCGUAUUCGUUCUGGCUCAUCAAAUACAUUUAAUCAAGCAACAACUAUUAGUCAGGAAUUAAAUGCUGUUUCAAUUCCAUAUUUAGAUAAUGAUUCGAAAACAUUUCAAUGGCUUGUAUCAACACUUGAACGGUGGUAUUCAAAUCAAGGUUGGCCAAAAGGUACACAUGCUGUUAAAAUUCCUCAAUCAUUUCGAAAUGCAUUAUUUAAACGACUAUUUGAAACAGUUGGAACCAAACAAAAUGCAAAAGAAGAACAAAAAACAAUCUAUGAUAUGAUAACACAUUUAAGUGGACAUUCAUUACCAGGUAUACCACAAAAUUCUGUACCACCAAAAAAAAUGGAUGAAGCUACAAAACAAUAUGUAUGGCAACAUCGUUUAUUAUUAUUGUUUUUAAAAACACAAGGUUCAUCUACAGCUUUUAUUCGUCCAGAAUAUCUUCUUCCAUUCGAUUUAUAUAAUGUUUAUGUACAAAUACGUGAAACAGCUUUAACAGCAAAUAUAUCUAAUGAACAAAAAGAUGCUGAAUUAUCUCAAGAACUUACAAAACCUCUUCAUUUAUCACAAGAAGUUUUUGAAACUGUAUCCAAAAAAACAUGGGUCGAUGUACUUAUGCAAACACUUAAAAGUCUCGUACUUGGUCGUAUAACACCAAAAUCAUAUGAACAAUUAGGCAUACCUGAUCGAAGUAAACUAAUGCCAGAUAUAAAUACCGAUCCAACAUCAAGUAAUAUUUAUGGUAUUAGUGAACGUAUUUUAUUAACAUGGCUUAAUUAUUGUUAUUCAAAUUAUCGUGAACAAGUUUGGACACAUCGUGAACAAUCUAACGUGCCAUCUGGUCGUUGGAUUGUCAAUUUCGAUAUUGAUCUUGUUGAUAGUAUUGUACUUGGCACAGUUUUGGGUGCCUAUUGUCCAUUUUUAAUUGAACUUCAUUUACAACGUAUGUAUGUUCAUCCAACUACUGGUGAACAAUAUCUACAAAAUGCACUUAUUAUUGUUUCUUGUUUAUUACAACUUGGUCUUGAAUAUGAUCUUCAAGCAUUAGAUGUAACACGUGCUGAUCCUAUAUGCAUGUGUUUACUUGUUUGUUAUUUAUAUGAACAUUUACCUGAUUACUUAUCGAAAGGUACAAUACAAUUUGGUGGUGUUUUACAUGAACCAUCAACAUCCCAAGUUAAAAUAACAAAUCCAAGUACACAAACAUUAACUUAUUCAAUGAAUAUUAUUGGUCGUGAUGCUGAUGAAUUUCAACUUGUUAAAGGUACAACAUUAAGUAUACCAGCUAAAACUUCAUUAUUCGUUAAUGUUCAAUCGAGAAAUAAACGUCUUCGACCAACUGAAGCUGUUUUAUUAUUAUAUGGAAAACGAACAAGUACUUAUCCAGGUUCAGCUAUGGUCUUUUAUUUACAAGGUUCAAUACAAACAAUUACACCAAAAAAAACUCAUCGUAUUGAAGCACCACUUUAUAAAAUAACAAAAUCAACAAUUGAAAUAACAAAUCCAUUUGAUCAAAAUGGUGUCUUUCAAGUAGCUAUUGUUAAUUCAUCUGAAAGUACACAAGAAAUGAAAAAUCCAUUAGCUACAUCCAUUGAAGAAAAUAAAAAAGACACAGUUGAAGAAUUAUUUCAGAAUUUAAAAAAAAAUAAAAAAAGAUCAAAUCAAAAUCAUGAUGCUGAUUGUUUUUUUAUUGAACAAACUUCAAUUGAAUUAAAUGCACAUGAAACAAAACAUUUUGAAGUUCAAUAUAUUGCAACAACGGCCAAACGUCGUGAAGCAUUACUUGUUUUUAUGAAUGAAACAAUCGGAGAAUUUCUUUUUCUUAUUGAGGGCAUUCCAAAGAAACCUGAACCAUUUCCUGUAUCUAGUGACAAAGCAUUGAAAUUCGAUCAGAAAAAAGAAAAACUACGCUUUAAAGCUGUUGUCGGUGUAACAAGCGUAUUUGAUAUUGAUAUUCCUGUACAAAAUAGUCAACGGCACAAUGCUUUAGUUGCUGUUCGAUGGCAGGGCAUGUCAGAACGUGAACGACAAAAACAAACAUUACUUGGUUUAACUAAUCAAUUGCCAGAACCUUCAAAGAAAAGUUUUCAUCCAUAUUCUCGUUUACCUGAAUUUAAAGUUCAUUCAUCAUCAACAUCGAAUAAUUUUACUAUUCCAACAAGUUUAGCAUUUCCACUUGAAGAAUUGUCUGUUAAAUUACCAAUCCGUUUUCAAGCUGAUAAAACAGGUAUUUAUUCAGCAAAAGUUUCGUUAUCAUGUGGUGAUGAUAUACGUGAUUUUGAAAUUGAAAUACAUUGUGUUACACAAAGUGAUAAUGACAAACAAACAGCUACAUUACAUAUGAGAACAAGUGUAUUUACACCUGUACAACAAAAUAUUCCAAUUGCUAAUGCAACUGAAGAUAAUUGGAAUAUGAUAGGAACAUUUUCGGGUAAUAAAGCAUUUUCUGGACCAAAAACAUUUCGAGUUGAAGCUAAAUCAGUCUAUCAAUAUCCAUUAACAUUUCAUCCACAAAUUGAAGAUGAUAGAUUUCAAGCUCAAAUGAUAAUUAGUAAUGCUGAUACAGGUUUUACACAAACAUAUAAUCUACGUGGUAAAGCUGAUCGUGGACCACCUAUCGGUCAUUUACAAUUAGAAAGUAAAGUUGGUUCAACAACAACUCAUUCUAUUAACAUAUCAAAUAAAAAAGCGAAGAGAACUGCAUAUUUUGUCACAUGUAAUCUUCCAUUUGUUCAAGGACCACCAUAUGUUUGUGUUCAACCAAAAAAAUCUGCUCGAUAUGAAUUUGAAAUUUGUCCACCAAAACGAGGCACAUAUAAAGGUGUUGUCGUUUUUCAACCAGGACCAUGGCCUAUUAAAGAUGUUGAUUCAGAUGGUGAUGAAAUUCCACCACUUGAAUCAGAUGAUCCAACAGACUUCCAAUAUUCACUUUGGUUUACUGUUGAUAUUAAUGUUCAAGCACCUAAUGCCCAAGCAACAGUUGAUUUAACAGCACCGUGUUUAGGCUCAAAUUCAUUAAUUAUUCCAUUAAAAAAUCCACUUGAUCAUCCGAUACGACUAGAUGUUGAUUUACAAACAUUACCAGAUGUUUUUGGUAAUGAUUCAAUAGAAAUAGAAGCAAAUGGUGAAGCUCGUUAUGAGCUUAUAUUCAAACCGAAAACUGUUGGAAAUUGGAAUGGAGGUCUUAUCUUUUAUAAUGAUGAAAUUGGUGAAUUUUGGUAUGAACUUAAUUUAAUUAGUACAAAUCCACAAAAAGUUGAAUUACCAUCAAUGAGUGCACCACUUGGAGGAAAUUCUACGCAAGAAAUAACAAUUGAAAAUCCACUUGACGAACAAGUUACAUUUCAAACAAUAUUAUCAAAUAAUAAUAAUUUUACAAUAAAUACUGAUCAAGAUACAAUAACAAUUCAACCUAAAAGUCAAGCUAAAGUUAAUGUUAUGUUUAAUCCAUCAUCAAUUGGAAGUGGAAGUGAACAAAAACAUCAAUCAAAAAUUUCAUUUGUUAAUGAUAAGCUUGGUACAUUAAAAUAUACUGUUAAAGGUGUUGGUACAAAACCUCAAAAACAGCAAUCUCCUGUUAUUAUGAAAGGUGAAACUGGUGUUAGUUCAACAACAAAUAUUGAUUUUCAAAAUCCAUCUAAUCAUCCUAUUCGAUGUGAUCUUUCUCUUUCAUCUAGUAUUAAUAAUUCAUUUCGUAUUUUACUUGAUAAAACUGAAAACAUACCAAUUGGACCACGAGAAAAAUUUCAUAUUCCAAUUGCUUUUUGUCCAGAAACUUUAUCUCGACAUGACACACAAUUACGUAUUAUUGGACGAUUAUCAGAAGGAAAAACUUGGUCACCAGACAAUCCUGAUGCAUCUGAACUUUCAUGGACAUAUCCUUUACAAGGCGUCGCUUAUAAUUGGAUUCAUCAAAAAGAUGAAGCUGAAAAUCAAUUGAAAGUAAUUGAAUGUGUUGCUGGUGAACGAAUUGAGGAACAACUUGAAUUUGAAUUAAAUCGACAAUUAUUUCGUUUUGAUAAUCGACAUUUUACUAUGAAAAGAAAUCCAACUGCUAUUGAAAAUUAUACAAUUAUUAAUGAAACUACUUCGACUCAAGAGUUUGUUCAAAAUUCAAUUGGUAUUCAACUUCUUAAACGUGAUAAUGACAAAAGUGAUAUUGUUCGUUUUAAUAUUGUUUAUACACCAACGAAAUUUAUAACGUAA
Messenger RNA from Rotaria sp. Silwood2, 5388 nucleotides. NCBI's taxonomy places the organism in Eukaryota, Metazoa, Rotifera, Eurotatoria, Philodinida, Philodinidae. The record is from the annotation of a GenBank genome assembly.